This is a messenger RNA of Ceratitis capitata (Mediterranean fruit fly), 923 nucleotides long. RefSeq lists its product as hypothetical. The transcript has a single exon. The record is from RefSeq and is a predicted model, not a curated record. The coding region runs from base 111 to 755 and encodes 214 amino acids. NCBI's taxonomy places the organism in Eukaryota, Metazoa, Arthropoda, Insecta, Diptera, Tephritidae.
UCGAUGUCUGUUGUACAUUACGGAUAUCUAUAACAAAAUCCCAAUUAAAAGUGUAUUUUGAAAUUGAUUGUAUUUUUUAAUGAUUUAUUCGUAUAUAAUCACGAAAUCAAAUGGUGAGAAUACGUGGAAUAAAAUGUGGUGUAGCCGAUGAUAAUCACAAGCUUACCGAACCGAGUACGAUCAUUAAGAAUCCCAAACUAAUAGAGUUUAUAAGACACCGCCGCAAGGAUUUUCGCGGUGAAGAACCAGUGUGUGAAAAAUGCGCACAAGAAAUAAAGAAACUUUAUAUGGAGAAAAUGAGGCGAGCAGGAAUAGCGAAACAACAGAAAAGGAGCUUAGAAUUGUCUUCCUCAAUAACAGAUAUUGAUGAGACAGUAACAAAUCGGAAAUUACGUGUUCUACAUGCGGGAAAGAAGAGUACAACCACAACGACAACUGCUACGACAGCUGGCUUAAGUCAAGAACAAUUUACUACCUCACAAUCAACACUUGACGAAGGACCGUCCACAAGUGCGGCGGCCGCAUCUAAAUUGAAACGCAAAUUGCAAAAGGAUAAACGACGAACGCGUCACAUUGUGGCCGAUAAUGAUGCAGAUGUCGACACUAAUGAUGAUGACGAUGAGUUUGUGCCAAGUCCAAAUGCUUUGAAUGGCACACGUUUGCCCAACAUACAACCAAUACCAAAGCGAAGAAAAUUUGUGCACGCAAAUCCAGAUGUUUUAAAUAUUUACAUGGCAGGGCUUACGGGUGGAUAAUUAACUAGAAACGUAUAGUCUCAUACUUGUUAAUUGUAAAAUUUUGUAUAUUGAUUCACAUAUUGUAUAUGUAUUAAAAUUUAUUAUAUACUAAUAAAUAUAGGGAAUUUUUUAUAACCUUUUGUAAAUGCAAUGACAGAAAGCUAAAAUAUUAUUGAUCAAACAUAG